Calliphora vicina (urban bluebottle blowfly) is the source of this 906-nucleotide messenger RNA. RefSeq names its product cuticle protein 16.5-like. Gene Ontology annotation, molecular function: transcription coactivator activity. NCBI's taxonomy places the organism in Eukaryota, Metazoa, Arthropoda, Insecta, Diptera, Calliphoridae. Gene Ontology annotation, cellular component: RNA polymerase II transcription regulator complex. Gene Ontology annotation, biological process: positive regulation of transcription by RNA polymerase II. The record is from RefSeq and is a predicted model, not a curated record. The coding region runs from base 1 to 792 and encodes 263 amino acids. The transcript is spliced from 2 exons.
AUGUUGCGUUUCGGACGUCUGGAAUACUUGCCAUUGAAUGUUAUGAAAUUCUUCAUUGCUUUUGCUCUUUUGGCUGUUGCCUCCGCUGAUGUCAGCCACUUGUCCAAGAAAUACUUGCCUCCCGUACACAGUGCUCAAAGCUAUUCUGUACAGAAUACCUACUCAGCACCUGCUGUCCAUCACAGCUUCUCUGCUCCCGCUGUUGAAUCCGUCCACCACUCAGCUCCAGUUGUACACCAAACUUACUCCGCACCCGCUGUACACCAUGUCCAACACCAUCACUCUGCUCCAGCUCCAGUUAACGAAUACUUGCCUCCCGUACAAGAAACCUACUCUGCUCCAGCUGUGCAAGAAACUUACUCCGCCCCAGCUGUUCACCAAACCUACUCAGCUCCCGCUGUUCAAUACUCUGCCCCAGCUGUGCAACAAACUUACUCAGCUCCUGCUGUUCACUACUCCGCCCCAGCUGUCCAAACCACCUACUCUGCUCCCUCAGUAAGCUACUCUGCCCCAGCUGUGCAACACCAUUACUCUGCUCCCGCUGUUCAACAAACUUACUCCGCUCCCGCUGUCCACUACUCAGCCCCAGCUGUCCAACACCAUUACUCUGCCCCAGCUGCUCAACAAACUUACUCAGCUCCCGCUGUCCACUACUCAGCCCCAGCUGUCCAACAAACUUACUCCGCUCCUGCUGUACAACACCAAUUCUCAUCUGGUCCCUCAGUCAGCUUCUCAAGCGGUAGUGCUGGCACUCAAUACGCUUCCAAUGGUGGUUAUGUAUACAAGAAGUAAAUCGUUUGUUAGAUUUUAAGUUUCAUUAAGUGAAUACGCUUUAAAGCAAGAGUCAAUUUUUUCCAUACUUAUUUAAGCAAAUAAUAAAAUAAUUUAAAAAAACAUAAUUCAAAA